CAUCCAGAUCGAGUCCCUGGAUGGUAAAGUCGUCAUCUGUCUCCCUCCGCUCUUAGAGUGCAAUGAAAUCAUGAAUAACCGCGCUGGGAUCCCGACACCAAGUGCGGUGCUACACCAGCCGCAUCUCCACCACAUCGCCAAACACAUCCCAGAACUGGAUCCGAAAGCGGAAAUACUCCUGCUAUUAGGAAGAGAUGUUAUCCAGGUACACAAGGUUAGGCAUCAGAUCAAUGGACCACUCAACGCCCCCUUCGCGCAACGUCUGGAUCUGGGCUGGGUGGUGAUAGGAGAGGUGUGUCUCGGUGACGUACACGAACCGAUGGUUAACACACUCAAGACCAAUGUGCUAGAGAGUGGCCGCCAUUCAAUCUUUCAACCCUGCCCGAGUGUCCCGUGCAUCAAGGAAGCACAACAAGGCGUUAACAAGCGCGAGGCAAGCGACGAGUCGCUGGGCCAGUCAGUCUUCGCUCUAACGAAGUAUGACAACAAACUUGCACAAUCAGCUCAAGAUACCAUUUCUUUAAAAACCAAAGACACCAAGGUCUUCAGAGAUGAAGCAAAUAAUGGGGUUGCCCCAUUGCCUAUCAGAGAACCAUGCCAGCGCUCACCAGAUAACAAAGAGCAGGCAGUCAAACGGUUCACGUCCUUACGGAAAACCCGGAAAAGGAAACCUGAGAUGCAGCAACACACCCGAUUGGCCCACGAGGUACUGUGCACCCUAAUGGCAGAGGUCACAGCCAUUAUAAACGCACAAUCAUUCCUACCUGUGUCUUCUGACCCAGAAAACCCCUUUAUACUUUCGCCAUCAACGCUCCUUACGCAGAAGGCAGGAGCACCUCCGCCACCAGGAGACUUUUCAGACAAGGAUUUGUACACAAAGCAAUGGAGACAAGUCCAGGCUCUGGCAAAUCAGUUCUGGUCCCGCUGGAGACAGAAAUAUCUACCUUUGUUGCAACAGAGACAAAAGUGGACAGAACCCCGCAGGAAUCUUCAAGUUGAAGACUUAGUCCUGCUCAGGGACAAGCAAGUCGCUCGCAACAGCUGGCCAACGGCCAGAAUCACUGCUACAUUCCCUAUCGAGGAUGGACAUGUCAGGAAGAUCGAAUUGAAGACUACCGACCAAGGCGAUGUGAAAAUUUACCAAGGGCCAGUUACAGAAGUUAUUCUACUUCUACCCAAUGACUGAUUAAGAGACUAAGUUUUGUACUCUGCUCAUUGUGACCUUACGAAGGUCAAGCGGGGAGUGUGCUGUCUUUACGACAGUUAUUUAGUUUAUAAUAUUUUCGCUUAGUAAUUCAUUCAAUAGUAUUUUCUAGUUAGAAUUAGAAGUGUUUAAAGUAUAUUCAUUGCAUGUAAAAUAUAUCGGCAUGCGAUGACGUCACAUCCGGUUUCGCCGCGUCUUGUGGGAAAACACCGGUUUGAAAUUAGCGCGAGGGUGGGGGCUUUCCACGAGGCUCACCUGAGCACAAGCAGUUUUGCAGGCAUGAGAAAUCACAGUGAGAGCAACGCUUUUUCACCAUAUGUUAAUGUGAAGAGUGAACAGUAAAUGGUUAAUCUUA
Hypanus sabinus (Atlantic stingray) is the source of this 1559-nucleotide messenger RNA. RefSeq lists its product as uncharacterized. NCBI's taxonomy places the organism in Eukaryota, Metazoa, Chordata, Chondrichthyes, Myliobatiformes, Dasyatidae. Bases 71 to 1186 code for a protein of 371 amino acids. The transcript has 2 exons. The record is from RefSeq and is a predicted model, not a curated record.